Molecule: messenger RNA, 228 nt
Organism: Prunus armeniaca (apricot)
Lineage: Eukaryota; Viridiplantae; Streptophyta; Magnoliopsida; Rosales; Rosaceae
Source: the annotation of a GenBank genome assembly
AUGGUUGCUCUUGUUCUUGACCCUCAAUACAAAUUGGGGAACUUGGAGUUUAUCUUGAAGAGCCGGUUUGAAAAUUUGGAAGAUGCAGUUAAGAAGAAGAAUGAGAUCAAAGAGAUUUUAAAGAAGCUUCAUGAGGAGUAUGCCAUGCCGCCAUUACCACCACCACCACCACCACCACCACCAUCCACUCAAAGUAGUAGUUAUUGUUCUAGUGAUCUACUACCAUGA